AGGUUCCUGCCUGGAGGAUUUCGUGAUCCCCUGCUACUAGACACGGAAGCCUGUUAAGCGAAAGCUUCUUCUAUUCCAUCCACAACCAUUUGAACCAUUUGAACCAUUUGAUCUUUUGAACCAUCUGAACCAUCCAAAACCAGUUGAGGUUUGUCCGGAGCGGUUUUCGCACAUAGCGUUACGUACACUUCUUAUUUAUGAUAAUAUGUCUACACGUAAUCCAUCCCCACCUCCAGAUUAUGACGGAAAUGCCAAACAACUUGAUAUGAUAGGUGACACAACUUACAGCAGACGUUGGCUUUUCUCGUUGUUAAUUAAACUUCUGGAAAAGGUUAAUAGUGAAACCUCUGCAACUUGGCUAAGUUCCGACGAAGAUCCCUCUCGUAAGGAGUCAGAAACUGAACUGGAGGAACAGCUGUGCUGUCUGUGGGAUCUAACUGUCAAUCGUGAUGUUCUGAAAUUUCUCGACGAGUUUGAAAUCGUCUCAAUAUUUAACAAUGCUCUGGGGAGUGUCCAAAACCCCAGGUUACUGGAAAUUAUAGUAGGAAUUUUGGGAAAUCUAGCUUAUGAUCCACUUGCCUGCCGUAAAAUGAGUGAAAGUGAAUCGUUUAUUGUCCGUGUAAUAAACUUGCUUUACACAAGAGAUACGCCUGCACUAAUUGAAACAUGCAGACUAAUUCAAACUGUGCUUGCUUCAGAUGAAUAUAGAACACCUUGGUUAAAUGAAAUCCGAUUUCAGCCAGAGUUUUUUGAAAAUGUGCUUUUUAUUUUGAAAAGCUCAACCAAUGCCACACUUUUAAUAGGUACAGUACGUCUCAUUGACGUCAUUACACGUGAAGAUGACAGUUUAGCUGAGGUUUGGUGUGGUGAGCAUCUGCUUACUGCUAUAUUAAUAGCCCAGCACCAAAUGAAGUGGCUUUAUGGCAGUGAAGUAGAAAUCAUUCAUCGUCUACUUUAUACACUUUCCUCUAAUGUAAAUGGUGUGUCAGCCCUAGUCAAUUCAUUUUCCGAAGUGUUACCUACUUUUGGUGUUUACUUGCGUAAAGUUUGUGAAGAUGCACCUCACCUCAUCCACUUUGUCACGUACUACAAUAGUUUACGAGCAAUCAUCCCGAUAAUAGAUGUCGUUAUAGCUAGCUUACCGUGCAUGGAUGCUAUGUGUUGUUACUUAUCAGAUCCACAUAUCCUUCCUUCUUUAAUACACAUUGCUUGUGGUUGUCAAAAACAAAAGUCUGAACUACCUUUGGUUCGUGGAAUUUUGGCCGAUUUAAAUGUAUUAUAUAAAGAUAUCAUCAAAUCAAUCAGUUCAUGUUUAGAAACAAUGGAUGAUUCAAACAUAGCACCGUUAACUACAGGUGAAUUACAAUGGUUAGCAAACUUAGAAAGUGAUGAUCAAUUUGGAUUUCGUGAAGCGUUUGUAAAUUGUUGUUUAAAUGAUGGAGAUUCUGAAACUAAAGCUUGUCUUAUUUCUGUAUGUAAUCGGCUAAAGCUACCGAAAAUUUUGGAAUCAGUAACGACAGAUGGUUAAAUGUCAGAAUGAAAUGUUCUAAAACACACAUUCAGAGCUAAAAACGACGAGUGGGAAAUGAGGAAAAAUUUAACACCAACAGAUUUUAUGAGAUCAAAACAUCAGCCAAACUUAAUUUGCCUUUGUAGAUUUUCUAUUAUUUGAUUAAAAAAACUCGUAACACUAAUUGUUGCCUUGUUAGUAUUUAACGUCAAGUCAGAAAACAUCACUCAGCUACAACGCAGGACCAGGCACAUAUAUGCAUCGGUCCAAGUUGCCACACCUUACUCAUUAGCACAACAAGAUGAACACCGAAUUCAUAGAAGUAGUUAAUUCAAUGGUGGUAAUAUAUAAAAGAAUGAUUACAUAUAUGAACAUAGUACAGGAAGAAAGAAUUAUUUGGUAGAGAGAAAAAUAUAAAGAAAUAUUAAUCUCAUAGUUUAAUGGAAGACAGAGUGUAUACGCCUACGCAAUUGUGAUCGAUUCUGAGCCAUGUCACACACAGUCUCCAACUAUUGGUUACGAUAGUCGCGCUGACCCCAACCAAGUAGUCGGCAUCUACCAACAUGGCUCAGAUUAGAAGUUAGUGACUUUGUGGACUGAUACCACGUUUUGGUUUGGCCACCCCUAACUUUCUUCCAACCAUCCCCAACACUGGUCAGCAUUGUGCGUCGUGGUAAUUGGUGUUCAGGCAUACGUAACACGUGGUCCAACCGUCUCAGUCGAUGAAGAUUCACAACCUCAUCAAUUGACUUACCAUCAUUCCCUAGUGCACUGUGUCUAACCUCACCAUUACUUACCCUGUGAUCCCAGCAGAUGUGAGAAAUAUUUCUGAAACAUCUGUGGUCAAAUACUAGUAGCUUACGAGUAUCUUCUGCUCUUGAAGGCCAUGUUUCGCAGGUGUAAAAUAGAAGAAAACAAACUGCCACACAGUAUACUCGUCCCGUAGUUGAUAGAGGGAUAUUUCGCCUUCGCCAUAGGUUAUGUAAGUUGGAAAAGCCAAACGAACUUUCUGAAUCCGUGCUGAGAUUUCAUUCAGAAAAAAUAGAUAUAUACUUUGUACUUGCAACUAUGUAUAUAUGCGGUCAAGUAUUUCAGCCAUAUCCAUAAUGGUCUUUUGUGGAGGAUGGGGAAACUUUGUUAGUUAGAGAUAAUUAAGUGAACAUUUCUUACCGAU
Molecule: messenger RNA, 2684 nt
Organism: Schistosoma haematobium
Lineage: Eukaryota; Metazoa; Platyhelminthes; Trematoda; Strigeidida; Schistosomatidae
Product: Protein saal1
Exons: 10
Coding region: 206-1528 (440 amino acids)
Source: RefSeq, a predicted model, not a curated record